Kockovaella imperatae is the source of this 2255-nucleotide messenger RNA. RefSeq lists its product as hypothetical. Gene Ontology annotation, molecular function: zinc ion binding; DNA-binding transcription factor activity, RNA polymerase II-specific. The transcript is spliced from 3 exons. The record is from RefSeq and is a predicted model, not a curated record. Bases 195 to 2111 code for a protein of 638 amino acids. NCBI's taxonomy places the organism in Eukaryota, Fungi, Basidiomycota, Tremellomycetes, Tremellales, Cuniculitremaceae. Gene Ontology annotation, biological process: regulation of DNA-templated transcription.
UUCGCGCGUCCUGGAAGGAUUCUGAAGCAAGUGCUGACGCGAAGGUGUAUAUGGGACUGGCAAACGAAUCACCCAACCCCCCUUCUCCUUGAAUCAAAUCUCAACUCGUCACUCCAUCCUCUGUCGACAUACUCUGACCUCGUAUAGCCGAGCUCUGCCCUUACCUCGUUCUUGGGUGACCCUCGCGACACAUCAUGCCUUCCUCGCCGGCGAGAAAGGAAGGUGACAAACGCUCCAGAGCCUAUAACGAUCGACAACCUUCUCCAUCAGUGACUCCUCACACGACUUCCCACUCUGUACGGCCCUCUUCCUCCGCCUUCCAACCAGACAACCUUAACACUCCAUCGCAAUCCGCCGCCGCAGCCCGCCGUAGAUGUCGAUCCUCAUUCACACCUCCCUCUCCUCGGAUCGUCCGGCCUAACGGAUCAGCACAUCAAGCUAGGAUCUCGGCCGGUCCAGGUCGGAUUGUCACUUCCACGCCGAUCGCCCAAGUUCAUCUUUCACCUCUUCGUCUACCUUCGCCCGCUCUUGGAUGGUCGGCUCAUACGACGCCAAGGGGUAGAUCUCCAAGGGACAAUCUCCGAAGCACAGGGACCAUGCCGCCGUGGAGUUUCGGCUGCUGCAAGGAUACCCAUCAUCCUCUUAAGAAGCGGGAGCACGAACAGACACUCACUCAGAUGAAUCACCCUUUGCAGCCAUCUAGUGUUUCGUCAAUCAGCCUUGAUGCCCGGACACAACGCCAGGGGGAGGCUAGGACGGGAAGGAAAGACCACCCUCACACCCGCACGCCACCAGAGGCCCGAACUGAAGUCAUAGGACCUCACGGCUCACAAACACGGACGCCAGAGGUCCGGGGUGAUACAAGGAUAGAAACGCAAGAGGUGUACAACGGAACUCCCUCUCUACCUCGCAUGAUCAGACCUCUUCCUUCUGUCCUUGAGCCGUACACACCUCGAGCUCCCCCUCCUACACAGCAACUCCCUUCAUCCAGGCAGCAUCCUUACCCUUCCGUUCGAGAAUCGCCCGUGCCCGCUACUGUUGUCCGGACGCCGCAAAGGAGUUUCGUUGACUACACGCCGGGGGGGUCAGGAAUCAUGUUGAUCCAAAGUCCGACUGCCCAAGAUAGAGAUGAAGAGAACACGCCAUUGUUGCGUCUGGACCGUGUCAAGCUAAGUCGUCCGGAAAUUCGGAGUCCCCUUGCCAGAAUACCUGGUUCAAACGUUCCGGUCCACUCACCGGGAGCAGACGGUACAGCCUCUGUACAAGCUGCUAAAUGCACCCGGAUCUCGGUCUGUGAUAUCUGUUACAUUCGAAAGACAAAGUGUGACAAGGCCAGACCAUCAUGUCGCCUCUGUAUCGAGCGAGACUACCCUUGUCACUAUUCUGAUGGUGUCGAAUUGCCUAUCCUUCCGCCAAACCUCAAUGCCUAUCGAUCUGGACACCGUCGAAAGCCGUCCACCGGGAACAAGGAGCCUCCAGCCCGUAAAAGCUUCGUGACAAUUGUUUCGCCUACCAAUCCCAAAGAAAGGAUCGUCAUUCCCAUCCCUGAUUAUCAACCUGUUCCGUUCCGGCCUGGUAAAGCUUUCACAGCGUUCAAACCCAGGUCAAAGGAGCUGGCCGUAGCUAGGGACCUGGCCGAUAUGGCUUCGGCACCGGCCACUGGUGACAUUCCCGAGGAGUCAGUGGAGUCAGUGGUAGCAGGAAAUCAGCUCCCUGAUACUAAGGAUCAGCCGCCUGUUAGCGAAACGACGACAAGGUCUCAGCGAGAGCCUAUCGACCUUGCGCAACCAAAUGUUAAUCGUCAUGAUGAAAGUCCCAGUCUCGACAGGGGCCAUGUCAGUCUCCCGAACGAGUCAGUCGAUUAUCGGAUGGACACCCUUGUCACAUCGUGUAAGCGGGUCUUUAAAUUCUGGAAAAGAGACAGGGUUAAAGGAUCACACAAAUCUAUCGCAUGGUAUGGUGAUGAUGAAGCUAGUGAUGGAGAAGAGGCAACGUGUGUUACUUUUGAAGGGACACCGCUCAAAAGGAAGCGAGAGGAGGCUUUCCUGAGCCCAGACACCACUAGUCUUAAAAUCGAUGCGGGGCGCUUUAUGGCUCGCCUGAGGCGUUGAGUCAGGAUGGCGGCUUCCUGCUUCCUGAUCUCCUGGCCCCCCUGGUCAGUCAUGUAGACGACAAGAUCGUGUCAUGGCUUCCGUACAUGUCCGUAGAUCGCAUACAGACGACAGAUGGUCAUUUCGCAUGUCACCUCGCCUGCU